UGACCAACAAUUCUAGAGGGCGCCGUCGUCUCCUUCGUACUCUUCGACCAAUUCGUUCAGCCUGGGUUGGACCUUUUCCUUUGUUUCAUCCGACAGCCGAUCGGUGUAAACGGUUCCGUCCAAAUGAUCGUACUCGUGCUGAAAAAUUCGUGCCUCCCAGCCCUUGAAUUUCUUCUUGAUCUUUCGUCCCUUCGGUGUAAAGGCCUCGACCUUGAUCCACUUGGACCGGAUCACUUCUCCCUGCAUGUUGGGGAAACUGAGGCAUCCCUCGAUUUCUUCGUCCUUUGCAUCGGAAUAGUCCACGAUGGUCGGGUUUACCAGGAUCGUCUCUUCCAACCACUUUUUGGAAUCUCCCGACGGGUUAUACACCAUGAGACGUUUGUUGAUGCCGACCUGGGGAGCAGCCAAUCCAACACCCUCUGCCGCGUACAUGACCUUCAGCAUUUCCUUGGCAAUUUUCGUGAUGCUUUCUUGCUCGUCGGGCAGGGACACUUCCGCGUUUUCGGCACGCAACGAAGGGUGGGGGUAUUUCACUAUUCUCAGGUCGGUCCCCUCAACGACCCCCGGAUCUACUUCUUCUUUCGAGGGCGGGGAACCAAAGAGCGAGGUAAGAAGCCGGUUGGGUUCGCUGUCGUUGAUUCCGUUCCRCAGAGCCCCGGUCGCCGUGGCAAUGGCACGAGAACCGUGGGAACCGCCCGCAAAGGCAGAGACAGCAGGCAAGAAAAGGCUCCCGCCGCUCGCACGUCUCGCCAGGAGCGAGCACUUCGACACCGACAUGACGAAGGACACAAGGAUUAGGAGGGGCAACGACGUCGUUGUUCUUUGGAUCGAUCGCUUGCUKAUUCUGUUGGCCAUGGCGAAGUUUGGUUGGUAGUGAGUGUGUGASGAACUGUUGGAAUUGAUCGAAGAGACAAACCACGGGUGUCUGCUCGGCACGAUCUAUGUAAACGGAUUGGAUUCGUUUCGGCUUAACCCCGGCAAUAAGAUGCAAGGAGCAAG
Pseudo-nitzschia multistriata is the source of this 999-nucleotide messenger RNA. NCBI's taxonomy places the organism in Eukaryota, Bacillariophyta, Bacillariophyceae, Bacillariales, Bacillariaceae. The record is from the annotation of a GenBank genome assembly.